GGAGGAGCUAGACGUCCCAGUGUUUUUUCAUACACCCACGUCCUCGGUGAAAAAAUUGAGUAGAAGAUAGGGAAGAUAUAUCCGUUUCCUGCAAUUGUUAGUUGGAUCUUUCUUGUUUAUUGUAUUUCAUAGAAAAUAGUUCAUAGAAUGCAACCACAGGAGACUGCAUUGUAGUUAGUUGUAUUGUUGGACUGAGAAGGAGGCUCCAUAGAGAGAAGAGGAAAUUCAUUUUAAAUACAGACUGUGGAAAAAAUCGAGUCUUCUUCAUGGCAGAAAACAAUUUUCCUCCCCUGCCACGGUUCAUUCCCCUGAAGCCAUGUUUUUACCAGGACUUCAAUGAGAUCCCUGACCAGCACCGCACCAUGUGCAAGAGGCUGUACUACCUGUGGAUCUUGAACAGUGCCACACUGGCAUUCAAUCUGAUUGGCUGCCUGGCAUGGAUGUGUGGUGGGGGCGGAGCCACUAACUUUGGCAUGGCCAUUCUUUGGCUCAUUCUCUUCACACCCUGCUCGUAUGUGUGCUGGUUCAGGCCCAUCUACAAAGCCUUCAAAACUGACAGCUCCUUCAACUUCAUGGCCUUCUUCUUCGUCUUCAUGGCACAAGUGGUGAUCAGUAUUAUCCAGACAGUGGGCAUUCCAGGCUGGGGAGUGUGUGGCUGGCUGGCUACCAUCACCUUCUUCAGCAGCAACAUUGGCUCGGCCGUGGUGAUGCUGAUUCCCACCAUCAUGUUCACCGCGGUGGCCGUCCUCUCCUUCAUCGCCCUCACCAGGGUGCAUAACCUGUACCGGGGGAGCGGGGGCAGCAUGAGCAAGGCGCAGCAGGAGUGGACCUCCGGGGCCUGGAAGAACCCGCACGUGCAGCAGGCUGCUCAGCAGGCCGCCAUGGGAGCGGCCCAGGGGGCCAUGCACCAGGAGGACUACUCCUCCACACCCAGCUACAACUACGACAACCAGAUGUAGG
This is a messenger RNA of Conger conger (European conger), 960 nucleotides long. It is a transcript of the gene scamp5a, whose product is annotated as secretory carrier membrane protein 5a. The record is from RefSeq and is a predicted model, not a curated record. The coding region runs from base 267 to 959 and encodes 230 amino acids. Gene Ontology annotation, cellular component: trans-Golgi network membrane; recycling endosome membrane. The transcript is spliced from 7 exons. Gene Ontology annotation, biological process: protein transport. NCBI's taxonomy places the organism in Eukaryota, Metazoa, Chordata, Actinopteri, Anguilliformes, Congridae.